Molecule: messenger RNA, 1098 nt
Organism: Agrilus planipennis (emerald ash borer)
Lineage: Eukaryota; Metazoa; Arthropoda; Insecta; Coleoptera; Buprestidae
Product: mucolipin-3-like
Exons: 2
Coding region: 157-1041 (294 amino acids)
Cellular component (GO): lysosomal membrane; plasma membrane
Molecular function (GO): NAADP-sensitive calcium-release channel activity
Source: RefSeq, a predicted model, not a curated record
GUAAGUUACUUAAUAAUCGAUGAAGCUCAACUGUCACUUUGACAAAUGAAAACAAUAACCUUCAAAUGCAUUUUGUAUUGAUUACUUCAUUAUUCUGUUACCUUUGUAAAAAUUAAUUAUACUCCGUUGAAUAUUGUGCGCGAUAAAAGUUCUGAAAUGGAUGCAGUGAUAACAAGACAUAGAGACCAUCUUUGUGAAGAUAACGUUGAGGAAGAAGGAACUGCUGAAGUGACGUCGUUUCAAACAUCAAAUGACAAUGAUUUAAGGUCUCCUUUGUUGAGCGAAGAAAGAAUGCGUCGCAGAUUGAAAUUUUACUUUAUGAAUCCGAUCGAGAAGUGGCAUGCAAAAAGACGUUUUCCUUACAAAUUCGCAGUUCAAGUUAUUAAGAUAAUAUUAGUAACAAUACAGAUUUGGUUGUUUGCUUAUAGCCGUUACAACCAUGUUAAUUACACUUGGGACAACCGUAUUACUUUCUCUCAUCUUUUUCUUAAAGGAUGGGAUUCAACCAGAGAAAUAAAUGUCUAUCCCCCAGCAGCAGGUCCUUUGGCUGUCUAUAAGAAACAUGAAUUUUUUGAGGUCAUAGACUAUGCUCUUGAAGGUUACAUCAACUUAAAUGAAAGUAUUGGACCAUAUUCAUAUCCCAAUGAAGAUAACUCUUUGGCUGAGAUGAAACUGUGUCUGUAUCAUUUCAAAACAGGCAUUAUCUACGGUUUUAAUGAGUCAUACAUUUUUGAUUCGCAAGUUGAAGAAUCUUGCUACAAUAUUUCUCACGAUUCUUCAAAAGGUGCUUUUAAAUCUGAGAAAUACUUUGAAAAGGCAAAUAUUACGUUUUCGGCGCUUGUAAGAGCCGAGUUACUUUUUAGUGUAAAAACAGUUAAUUUUAAAGCAGCUGGGCCCAUAACACCCCCUGAUUGUUAUCAGUUUGAUAUAACAAUAGAAUUUGAUAAUGAAGAUCAUGAUGGCCAGAUGGUUUUAUCUUUGGAUGCUGAACCUAUCCGUUUGCAAUCAGAGCGAUUUGGAGAGCUCAGAAACUUAAAGUAACCACAAAUGAAUUCUUUAAGAUAAAUUUCGGAAGAGAGUUGAAUUCAAAUGACAAAC